Messenger RNA from Chironomus riparius, 4529 nucleotides. NCBI's taxonomy places the organism in Eukaryota, Metazoa, Arthropoda, Insecta, Diptera, Chironomidae. The record is from the annotation of a GenBank genome assembly.
GCAUCAAGAAGCAACGACUAAGAUAUUCAUACGUUCAGAAAGGAACAGAAAAAAAAUCAAAAUACGAAAAACUAUAUGAAAAAUUAUUUAAAAAUCAUUAAAUUGGUCUAGAAAUCAUGGAUAACUUUGUGCCAAAAGUGUUUCUAUCGCAAUCAAUAAGAAAAGUAUCAUGAAGUAUCGGAGAAAGUUGUGAAAAAUGAACAAAAAUAAGUUAAAAUUUGUUUGCAGAAUUUUCUCUCUUUAAAAUUAUUAGAAAUCACUGAAAAUCAUGUGUAAAAGUCUUCUUGUAUGAUUAUUUAAAAGUGUUAAAGCUUAAAUUAAGUGUAUUUGAUAGUGAAGAGACUAAAAAAUCAAGAGAAACACGACAGAUUUAAGAAAAAAAAAAGUUUCUUGAUUAAUUUUCUUCCUCCUCCUCAUUUAUCCAUCCAUCUAAAAAGUGAAAAGUGUAGAGGAAAAAGAGAGGAAGUAUAUACAUACAUAUAGGAAAAUCUCCAUAGAUUUUUCGCAAAGAAAGCAAUCAAUUUUAUCAAAUUUGUCGUUGAAAACUAGUGAAAUUUUCGUGUUAUAUUAUUUUUGGCAAAAGUCACACAACAGUCACAUCCAUAAAAAAUUAAUAAAAUGUGGAACAUGAUGUGUGACGUUCUACCAACAAUCAGUGAAGAUUCCAUUUCACAGCGAUCGUCACAGUUCAGUGGUGAAGAUGCUAAUUUCGAACAACUUAUGGUAUCGAUGCUGGACGAACGUGACAAGCUCAUGGAUAGUCUGCGAGAAGCACAAGAACGCCUCAAUGAAAUGGAAUCGAAGCUUGGUGACUGUGAGAAGGAGAGAGAUAGUUUGCAUCGACAAAUUAAUGCCAAUUUACCACAGGAAUUCGCAACCUUGACAAAAGAGCUCACAGGGGCACGAGAAACAUUACUGGAAAGAGAUGAGGAAAUAAGUGAGCUGAAAGCUGAGAGAAAUAAUACAAGAUUGCUUUUGGAGCAUUUAGAAUGUCUUGUAUCGCGACAUGAGAGAUCUUUGCGUAUGACUGUUGUUAAACGACAAGCGGCGGCACAAAGUGGCGUGUCUAGUGAAGUUGAGGUUUUAAAAGCUCUCAAAAGUUUAUUUGAACAUCACAAAGCUCUUGACGAAAAAGUUCGUGAAAGAUUAAGAGUUUCAUUGGAAAAGAAUACAUCGCUUGAGGAGGAAUUGCAGCAGACAAAAGACGAAUUGCAACAAGUAAAGUCAGGAAAUUAUACUCAGAAUCAAGAUUUAACCAAAGAGAAUGGAGAACUCGACAAAGAUUCUCAGUCGAAAAUUAAUAAUGGUGAAAUUAAUAUACAACAUGAAAUGGCAGAAUUUGCAGCAAAAACUCAUGAGCUUCAAACAAUCAUUGAAAAACAGACAGCCGAGCUAUCGCAAUGGCAGAGAAGAGUUUCUGAUUUAAAUAAUAAAAUUAGUGAGCAAGAAGAGACUUUGUCAAAGAUACAAAAAGAUUAUUCAAAAUCUCAAGAUAUGUGCUUAAAAUUACAAAGAGAUUUGAGGGAAAAUGUUGCACAAAAGGAGGAUCAAGAAGAACGAAUUACAACACUCGAAAAGCGAUACUUAAAUGCACAAAGGGAGGCCUCGUCGUUGCAUGAUUUGAACGAAAAACUCGAUCAAGAGCUGCGGCAUAAAGAAGCUCAAAUAAAGCUACACGAGGAAAAGAUUGCGGCAAUUCAAGAGAAACUCGAAUUGUCAGAUCAAAAAUUAGCUCAAUUUUCAAAACUACCCGAAAUGGAAGAAGAGCUUAAGGCCAGGAUGGAGGCCUUAACGCAGGCUCAAGAACGUCACGGUUCUGCAGAAGAUCGCAUUCAAAGAUUGGAAGCUAAUUUGGAAGAGAAGAAUGCGGAAGUUCUUCGUCUCAACCAAAGAUUAAAGAUGAAUGAGGAACAUAAUCAAAGAUUAUCAUCGACAGUUGAUAAAUUAUUAUCGGAAUCAAAUGAUCGACUUCAAGUUCAUUUGAAAGAAAGAAUGCAUGCGUUAGAUGAAAAAAAUCAAUUAACGCAAGAGUUAGAAAAAGCACGUAAACUUGCUGAAGAGUUGCAUCAUGAAAAGGGAGAUAUUAUUAAAGAGCUUUCAAAAUGUCGAUUAGAGAUCGAAAACUAUAAGCGACAAUUGCUUCAGCAAGAAAUUGCCUUUAAUAUUCAACAAACAGAAGCUCUUACGAGAAGUUUAUCUCCAAAUAAUGUUACUGAUCCCCAACAACUUGCUGCUCAAUUCUCUCGAAGUGCGUCUCAUUCAAGCUUCGAUGCUCAUUCUUUAAGAAGAAAGCAACAAAGAUUGGAAGAGGAGCAAUAUCAUCGAUCAUUAGCCGAACAAGAAUGGGAAAAUAUUCAACAAAUGCAACAGGCGCAUGCUAUGGCAAAUCAUGCAUUUGUUGAUGGAAUUGUUGCUGAUGGCGAUGAUGCUGAAAGCUUAUUUAGUACUGCCGAAUUAUUAUCGCCAACUGGUACAGGCCAUACCGAUGCUCAAACUCUUGCCAUGAUGCUACAAGAGCAACUUGAUGCCAUAAAUAAUGAAAUAAGAUUAAUUCAAGAAGAGAAGCAAUCAACAGAGGCUCGUGCCGAGGAAUUAGAGUCUCGUGUUGGUAGUCUAGAGCACAUGAAUCUAUUAACACGCGGUCGUCCUGAUCGACAAAGUCCUCCACCAUUAAGUGGUAGAAGCACGCCCAAUAGCCCUAACCGUGAUUAUCUUCAUAAAUAUCAUACUCUUCAGCUUGCACAAAUGUCAGCAGAAAUUUCUCGUGAUGAGCUUCAUGGACUGUCAGUAUCAGGAGGUGAUUCAAGUUCUGGCGGGGGAACAUCACCCUUAACGGCACGUUCCAUUCGACUCGAAAGAUUUGCUCAAGCUUUAGCCAAUAGUCAGGAAGAGCUACGAAGGAGUGCAACUGGCUAUGCUUCAUCACCAUUAAACUCACGACAUGGUAGUCAGGAAUCGCUAAGACAUUUGAGUAGUAUGUCGUCUAUGAAUAUGCUACAAACGCCAACAUCAUCGAGAGAUGCUGCUGGAGCUCAAAAGAAGAAAGGCAUCAAGUCUAGUUUGGGAAGAUUUUUCAGUAAAAAAGAAAAGGUCAAGGGCGGUAAAGAUACAAUGCCAGAUAGUUCAAACAGUAUUAUGAGUGGAUUGUCUAUGAAUAUGAGUGAUAUAGACUCAAACUAUGAUACGAUGAGUAUCAGUAGUAAGAUAAAUAUCUCAGGGGCAUCAAAAAUGGAUUAUGGAAGACAAAAGAAGAAGGAGCAUGAUUACCGACAUGAUCUACUGGGAGAGGCAAUAAAAGCUGGUACACCAUUUGCUCUAUGGAAUGGCGUAACAAUUGUUGCUUGGUUAGAGUUGUGGGUGGGAAUGCCAGCAUGGUAUGUUGCAGCAUGUCGAGCAAACGUUAAAUCUGGUGCUAUUAUGAGUGCUUUGAGCGAUACAGAGAUCCAAAGAGAGAUAGGAAUAAGUAACCCACUUCAUCGACUUAAAUUACGCUUGGCUAUUCAGGAAAUGGUUUCAUUAACAUCCCCAUCAGCUCCUCAAACGACGCGCACAACUUUAGCAUUUGGUGAUAUGAAUCAUGAGUGGAUUGGAAACUAUUGGCUUCCAAGUUUAGGAUUACCUCAAUAUAGAACGACAUUUAUGGAAUGUCUUGUUGAUGCUCGAAUGUUGGAUCACUUAACAAAGAAAGAUUUACGUGGUCAGCUCAAAAUGGUUGAUAGUUUUCACCGCACUAGUCUUCAAUACGGUAUAAGUUGUCUAAAACGCUUAAAUUAUGACCGAACAUCGUUAGAGGAAAGACGGAAAGGCUCCGAUAAUGCUCUUGCAGAUGUUAUAGUUUGGAGUAAUGAUCGUGUUAUUCGAUGGGUUAAUAAUAUUGGUUUAAAGGAGUAUGGUAAUAAUUUGCUUGAAUCCGGCGUACAUGGUGCAUUAAUAGCUUUAGACGAGAGUUUUGAUGCUAAUUCAAUGGGAUUAGCUUUACAAAUUCCAACACAAAAUACACAGGCCCGUCAGACGCUAGAAAUCGAAUUCAAUAAUCUUCUGCAAAUCGCAACUGAACGACGACCUGAAAAUGAGCAUUUAAGUAAAUCCUGAUCGUCACUAAAUUCUAGUCUUAGUGAUGAGUAAGUAAUUGUUUUUAUUAUUAUAUUAUGAUAAUAUUUAGUUGUGAGCUUUAAUUUGCAAUAGUACCGAAAGCAAAAGAACAUAAAACAAAAACAAAAAAGUAACAAUGUGAGACAAAAGAGAUUCUUGCUUGAUUUUAUUUUUAUGAUCAACAAAAGACGAUUUGUGAAAAAAAGAAAUUCCAUUAUUCAAGGAAUAAGACAAACCUAAACAUAAAGUUUUUUUAUAUUGAGGCAAAAAAAAGAAGGAUAAGGACAAAAAAAUAUUUGAAAAACCCCCGAAUAAUGUAAAAAAAAUAACUUUUAUAUGAACUACAAGACUAUACAUACAUACAUAAAUACAUACUAAUAUUAUCGAUGAUCAUUGAUAAAUGCCAGAUUCCUUGUUAAGCUGUUUUUCAUUUUUUU